Messenger RNA from Schistocerca americana (American grasshopper), 1422 nucleotides. RefSeq lists its product as uncharacterized. The transcript has 5 exons. The record is from RefSeq and is a predicted model, not a curated record. The coding region runs from base 1 to 1422 and encodes 473 amino acids. NCBI's taxonomy places the organism in Eukaryota, Metazoa, Arthropoda, Insecta, Orthoptera, Acrididae.
AUGCAGCGGUGGCAGCAGCAGCAGCAGCAGCACCGACCACUGGGAGGCGGCGACCACGAGGCGAAAGCAGCAGCAGCACAGACCACUGGAAGGAAGCAGAGGCAGCUGCAGCAGCAGCAGCAGCGAGCACCAGGAGGCUACGACAAGGCGGCGGAGGCAGCAGGAGGAGCAGCAGCAAGCACUGGGAGGCGGCAACUAGGAGGCUUAGGCAGCAGCAGUAGAAGCACCGACGACCGGGAGGCGGCGACUGGGAGGCGAAGGCAGCAGCAGCAGCAACAGAGAGCGCUGGGAGGCGGCGGCCAGGCGGUGGAGGCAGCAGCAGCUGCAGAAGCGAGUUCUGGGAGGCCGCGACUAGGUGGCAGAGACAGCAGCAGCAGCAGCACCAACCACUGUGAGGCGGCGACCAGGAGGCGGGGGCAGCAGCAGCAGCAGCAAGGUAGUAGUAGCAGCAGUAGCAGCGAGCACUGGGAAGCAGGGACCAGGAGGCGGAGGCAGCAGCAACAGCAGCAGCAAGCACAGGAGGCAGCGAACAGGCGGCGGUUGCAGCAGAAGCAUCCAAGACUGGGAGGUGACGACAGGGAGGCGAAGGCAGCAGCAGCAGCAACAGAGAGCGCUGGCAGGCGGCGGCCAGUAGCAGCAGUAGCAGUGAGCACGGGAGGACGGGACCAGGACGCAGAGGCAAUAGCAGCAGCAGCAGCGAACAAGGGGAGGCAGCGUCCAGGCGGCGGAGCAAUUAGCAGCAGCAGCAGUGACCACUGGGGGCAGCAACCAGGAGGCGGAGGGAGCAGCAGAGGUUGCAGUGAGCACGGGGAAACGAGGACCAGGAAGCGGAGGCAGCAGCAGCAGCAGCACCGACCACUGCGGGUGGCAACAAGGAGCAUCAGCGAGCAGCAGGCAGUAGGCACCAGGAGGCGGAGGCAGCAGCAGCAGAUGAAGAAGCGAGCACUGGGUGGCGCGGAACAGGAGGCUGAGGCAGCGGCAACAGAAGCACCGACGACUGGAAGGCGGCGACCGGGAUGCCAAGGCAGCAUUAGCAGCAGCAGCGAGCACCCGGAAUGGGCGACCAGAUGUGGGGGCAGCAGCAGCAGCAGUAGCGAGCACUGGGAGGAGAGGCUGAGACAGCAGCAGCAGCACCAGCGAGAACUGGGAGGCGGAGAGCAGGUGGCAGAGGCAGCAGCAGCAGAAGCACCGACGACUGGGAUUCGGCGACCGGGAGGCCGAGGCAGCAGCAGCAGCAGCUUGCGACCCCUGGGAGGCGGAGAUCAGGUGGCUGAGGCAAUAUCAGAAGAAGCACCAAUGACUGGGAUGCAGCGUCCGGGAGGCCGAGGCAGCAGCAGCAGGUGCACCGACGAUUGGGAUGCGGCGACCAGGAAGCGGAGCCAGCAGCAGCAGCUGCAGCGAGCCCUGGGAGGCGGACAGUAG